AUUAUUGGCUCCUCUUCUUCUCUUCUUCUAGACCAUACGGUCCAUACAUCAUACAUCUAAACAGGCAGCAAAGAGGACUAAGAUCCAUUCAUCCAUACCCCCAAACCAUCCGUCUCUGUAACUGUAACUGUUAAUUCAACGUAAUUUUUCAGAUCCGUUAGUAAAUUUUUGCAAUCCAAACAAAAAUGUCUUCAAUCUUUAACGGCGAUGAAACUGCUCCCUUUUUCGGCUUCCUCGGCGCCGCUUCUGCCCUCGUUUUCUCCUGUAUGGGUGCUGCGUAUGGAACGGCGAAGAGUGGGGUAGGUGUAGCGUCGAUGGGAGUUAUGAGGCCGGAGCUGGUGAUGAAGUCGAUCGUGCCAGUGGUUAUGGCUGGAGUGUUGGGUAUUUAUGGGUUGAUUAUUGCUGUGAUUAUCAGCACUGGGAUUAACCCCAAGGCAAAGGGUUAUUAUCUGUUCGAUGGCUAUGCGCAUCUCUCUUCAGGCCUCGCUUGUGGCCUUGCUGGUCUCUCAGCUGGAAUGGCAAUUGGGAUUGUUGGCGAUGCUGGCGUCAGGGCUAAUGCACAGCAGCCAAAGCUUUUUGUUGGGAUGAUCCUUAUUCUCAUCUUCGCUGAAGCUUUAGCCCUUUAUGGUUUAAUCGUUGGAAUUAUUUUGUCUUCACGAGCUGGCCAGUCUAGAGCUGACUGAGGAGUUGGCUUAAGUAGUUCGACUGCAAUGUUUAAUGUUAUGGAGAAAUUUGAUUCUUGGCAGGCUUAGUUAAAUCUUUCAUACGCGCCCUAUUUAUGACCAUGAAUGUUCUUGCCAUGGUAGCUUCGUGAUGAUUGUAGAAUUGUUAGAAGUACCUUUUUCUCCCUUUGCUGAAUAAGAGCUUAAAUGGAUGUGGAUGUUGGAUUAAGCGAAUUUAUUUUUGGCAAUUAUGAACCCUGUGGAAAUAUAUUUAUUCGAAAUUAGUGUGCACCUAUAGUUUUCCUUCC
Molecule: messenger RNA, 970 nt
Organism: Olea europaea var. sylvestris
Lineage: Eukaryota; Viridiplantae; Streptophyta; Magnoliopsida; Lamiales; Oleaceae
Product: V-type proton ATPase 16 kDa proteolipid subunit-like
Exons: 3
Coding region: 186-683 (165 amino acids)
Biological process (GO): proton transmembrane transport
Cellular component (GO): proton-transporting V-type ATPase, V0 domain
Molecular function (GO): proton-transporting ATPase activity, rotational mechanism
Source: RefSeq, a predicted model, not a curated record